UCAUUCCUGAGGAAUUCGGAAUACAGUACACCGCAGAGGAAGCUUCGAAUUGAGCUAGUACGGUAGAAAUGAUCUUUGCCUGGAAAAUCAUCGCGACGACUCGGAGCUGUUGCCGUCGGCAGCUUCGACCGUGGCACCAUGUUUCACAAUCUGAACGUUGACUCGGAAACGCUGAGACAUCAAGAAGCAUGAGAGUAUCCUCAGAUUCGUUCCUUGAGUUGAACGCAUCGCAUCGCAUCGCAUCGCAGUCUCCUAGUGAUCGACGAUCAUCAGAUGCCGAUGGCGAACGAGACUCGGAGCGCUCGCACCGGUUAUCAAUCAUCUUCCGACUCUUCAGCUGGUAGCACCACGCUACCUCAACGUCAAACAACAAGUACCGCUAGCAGCUACAAAGCAGCCAAGGAAAGAACUUACUAGCUGCCAUCAUCAUCAUGACCGAUACUCCGUGGCAUACGGUUACCAUAAGAGUCCCCUUUGCGAACCCAAAACAUGCAACGAUAGCAAUGCAAGUGAUUGACGUGGAUCCAGAGCUUCAGAGAGAAGCCGUCAAACGCACUUUGACAGUGGACGGCAAUGAUCUCGUCGCAUCAUUCGCGACUUCAACUGUUCGACUGGCGAGGCUGACGACAAAUGGCUUUCUGGAGAACGUAGAUCUAGUAGCCCGGACUAUUGGCGAGUUUGGAGAGAACUCGGAACGGGAUUUCUAGGUGAUGAGUCAUGUGGACAACAAUG
Molecule: messenger RNA, 732 nt
Organism: Suillus plorans
Lineage: Eukaryota; Fungi; Basidiomycota; Agaricomycetes; Boletales; Suillaceae
Product: CTAG/Pcc1 family
Exons: 4
Coding region: 432-707 (91 amino acids)
Cellular component (GO): EKC/KEOPS complex
Source: RefSeq, a predicted model, not a curated record